Molecule: messenger RNA, 905 nt
Organism: Cladocopium goreaui
Lineage: Eukaryota; Dinophyceae; Suessiales; Symbiodiniaceae
Source: the annotation of a GenBank genome assembly
GAGCCCAAGCACAAAGUGGCCUCAUUGUUUGCAGGGGUUCUCGGCUUGGAGCUUGGCCUUCGGCCGUUCGUGAAAGUUGCCUCCUAUGUGGAGGUGUCACCCUUCUGCCGUGACGUUAUAAAAGCCCGCAUCCAAGACCAGCUAGCGGACCCUGGUCCCAUUUUGGAGGACAUCUCCUCCGCAGGGAACCAGAACAGCAUGCAAGGGUCGAGGACCAUUUUGAUCAGAGAAGUUUUUCGCUUACAUGACGAGUACAAAACCAAAGGGCGUCCCUUGAAGUCUUUGGUCCUUGAGAAUGUUGGCGCGAUCCUGUCCACCAAAUGCAGAGACUGUAUGGAAUAUGUUCUCUAGGCCCCUCACCAUUUUAGAAUGCCACCGCCAACCAUGAGUUUCCUCCCUUCUGCCUUGCCAGGCUGCCAGCGACCGGAACCUCAGAGUCACAUAUUGUUCGGUCAAUGGGCACCAGAUUGGUGCUCCGAUAUGGCGACAAAGAGUUUUCUUUCUCUUGGCGGAUCCAAACUUCAAGUUUUUUGAGGAUCACAGGAUGCUGCCCGUAGAGGAACUACAGUCAUGGCCCCAGAAAACUUGGAUGGCAUCCCAAAAAAAGCCACCAUUGCACAAAUGGCUUUCUGCAACCCAAAGCAAUGAUCAGAAAGACCGGUUGGCUGCAUGCGGUAACAUCGUUGUACCAGCAAUGGCGUACUUCGGUAUGCAUUGCAUAUUUUCAAUGUGGCGUUGAACCACCGAUGGCCUUAAUUCGAUUUUGAUGUCAUCGUAAUUCGAUUGUCAUUUGAUGGAUAUGGUCACUUCCCACAUCCGUGAGCCCUGCUGCUUGAGCGCUGCACUUGGGCCGUGAGCGUGGGUGGCUUCAGAUUCAGCUUGAUCUUUGGGGUGGAAAACACAAG